This is a messenger RNA of Bactrocera oleae (olive fruit fly), 1896 nucleotides long. It is a transcript of the gene kin17, whose product is annotated as kin17 DNA and RNA binding protein. Gene Ontology annotation, molecular function: double-stranded DNA binding. Lineage: Eukaryota; Metazoa; Arthropoda; Insecta; Diptera; Tephritidae. The record is from RefSeq and is a predicted model, not a curated record. Gene Ontology annotation, biological process: DNA replication; DNA damage response. Gene Ontology annotation, cellular component: nucleus.
AAGCAACAUGGUUAAGUUUGCAGACUAAAAGUAUAUUAAACCUAACUGUAGGUUGUCAAUGUCACCUUGAAACAAAGUGAAAUGUCGCAGUAAGGUUUUAACAGCGCAGCGUUAGUUGGUCACACGAGCGAUAUACAUAAUUCUAUUAUAUACUUAUAGUGCAAUUGCUACCAAAUACUUUUUUAUCCUGAAUUUCAAAUUCAAAAAAUUUUCGGUUUCCUUAUAUAUUCACACAGUACUUUCCAAACUGUCAGUCAACAGCUCUCAAAUUUUUUGAAAGAGCGAUAAGCCCGUAUGCAACUCUGUGUAAAUAGAAACAGCUGCUUACUUUGACAAUACUUUUGUGUUUACAUAUCCGUGCAGUGCAUUUAUUAAUACACAAAUUUUAUUUGUAUUAUUGAAAGGUUUAACUUAUAAGCUGCGUCAAUUUAUUUGUAUUAAAGAAUUUAUAUAAAUUCUUCAACAUGGGACGCGCAGAAGUCGGUACACCGAAGUACCUUGCCAACAAAAUGAAGGCGAAGGGUCUGCAGAAGCUCCGCUGGUACUGCCAAAUGUGUGAGAAACAGUGCCGUGAUGAGAAUGGCUUUAAGUGCCACACAAUGAGUGAAUCACAUCAACGCCAACUCCUACUGUUCGCCGACUCACCAGGAAAGUUCUUGUUUAGCUUCUCUAAAGAGUUUUCUGACGGCUAUAUGGAGCUACUGCGACGACGUUUCGGCACUAAGCGCGUCAAUGCAAAUAAAGUGUAUCAGGAGUAUAUUUCUGUAAAAGAUCAUAUACACAUGAAUGCCACACGUUGGCUUACGCUGUCAGAUUAUGUUAAAUGGUUGGGACGUACCGGUCAAGUAACAGCCGAUGAAACGGAAAAGGGUUGGUAUGUGACCUACAUCGAUAGGAGUCCAGAAGCAAUGGAGAGACAAGCAAAGGCGGAAAAGAAAGAGAAAAUGGAGAAGGAUGAUGAGGAACGUAUGAUGGAGUUUAUUGAAAAACAAAUUGAAAAAACGAAAAGUAAAGAUGGUGCACAAGAGGAUGAAACAGAAAAAUAUACCGAACUACGGCGAGAAGAAGAACAGCCGCUGAAAUUGGAUAUUAGGCUGGAGAAAAAAUUCAAUCCGGACACAAAAUUAGGCCCAUCCGCCUUGAUAUUAAAACGGCCAAAAAUAGAAAGUCAUACCGAUAACGAUUCAGAAGGGGAGGAGUCCGAUGAAAUAGAAGAGAAAGUGUUCAAAAAACCCAAAACACCUAAAUUAGAUAGGAGAAAGGAUAGUAGCAAGGAGAGCAGUAAAUCAGCAUUAGAUGAAUUGAUUAAAGAGGAGGAGGCGAAGAAAGAGCGUGUCAAUCGCAAGGAUUAUUGGUUGCACACAGGCAUUGUGGUGAAAUUCAUUAACAAGGCAAUGGGUGACAAAUUCUAUAAACAAAAAGCUGUGGUGCAAGAAGUUAUUGACAAAUAUAGAGCGAAAAUCAAAUUCUUAGAUACAGGUGAUAAGUUGAAAGUUGAUCAGGCUCAUUUGGAAACCGUCAUACCAGCGCUAGAUAAACCAAUAUUGGUGGUAAAUGGCGCAUAUCGUGGCUGCGAAGCUAUAUUAAAAAGUUUAGAUGAACAUAAUUACUGUGUUACCAUAGAGAUCUCACGCGGUCCACUGCAAGGACGCAUUGUGGAAAAAGUACAAUAUGAAGAUAUAUCAAAAAUUUAUUAAGGAGAUACAAUUACGAAAAUAUUUUUGUACAAUUUAAAUGAAGUUGCUGUAAAUAGCAUAUAGACUACAAAAGUAGGAUGUUGAAGCUUAAAAAUAACACCUUGAAAUAUUUUAUAUAUUUAUAAAAUUUUUUUUAGAAUUUUCUGAAAGCAUUUGAAAUUCGAGUGUACUUGUAAAAUAAAUCUAUUGUAUACGUAAA